This is a messenger RNA of Paramecium primaurelia, 431 nucleotides long. NCBI's taxonomy places the organism in Eukaryota, Ciliophora, Oligohymenophorea, Peniculida, Parameciidae. The record is from the annotation of a GenBank genome assembly.
AUGUCUUGUAUUAUAUAAUUAACCUAUAGAGCAAAACGAUCCUUAUCAUAGAGUAUUUUUCAAUUUAAUAAGAUCCUACUAGAUAGUUGCCACAUAAAUUUACAUUACCCAAACUAUCUGUAGAUAGGUAAAGAGCAAUAUCAUUUGACAGAUGUACCCAAAAUAAGAAACCUAUUUCGAAUUCACCUAAACCUCAUACUUAAUCUCCUAAAAUAAUUGCUAAAUCAGUACAAACAGACUUUAAUCAUUUGAAAUUAUCCUUAUGCUCCAAAUAAUCUGUUGUUUUAGAAGGCAAUCAAUUUAAAAGUACAAUAAAAAGAAAACUCAAAUAAUUACCCAUAAAUUCUAAUGAUUUUUGUUACGCUGGUUUUAAAACUACUGACACAGAAUAUGAUGAUUUUUCUUUAGAAGCAUAUCUAAAACGAUAAUGA